UGUUCACAUUUAGGGAAAUCGAGAGGCGGCUCCCAUGGCAGGAAAGCCCGUUCUGCACUACCCCAAUACCCGGGGCAGGAUGGAGUCGAUCCGCUGGCUCCUGGCAGCCGCUGGCGUGGAGUUUGAAGAAGAGUUCAUAGCAUCUGCAGAAGACAUGGCCAAGAUAAAAACUGAUGAAAGGUUCAUGUUCCAGCAGGUGCCGAUGGUGGAGAUGGACGGCAUGAGGAUCGUGCAGUCCAGAGCCAUCCUCAACUACAUCGCCACCAAGUACAACCUCUACGGGCAAGACGCCAAGGAGCGAGUCCUGAUUGAUAUGUAUACAGAAGGCAUGGCGGACUUGAAUGAACUGUUUAUUCUUCUGCCCAUGGCUCCAAAGGAGGAAAAACCUGCCAAGAUCGCUACCAUAAAAGACAAAGCAAAGAACCGCUACCUGCCUGCCUUUGAGAAAGUGUUGAAGAGCCAUGGGCAGGACUACCUCGUGGGCAACAGGCUGAGCAGGGCCGACAUCCACGUGGUGGAACUUCUCUACUACGUGGAGGAGCUGGACCCCAGCCUUCUGACCGGCUUCCCCCUGCUGCAGGCCUUGAAGACCAGGAUCAGCAACCUCCCCAACGUGAAGAAGUUCCUGCAGCCUGGCAGCCAGAGGAAGCCUCCUCUUGAUGAGAAAGUUCUAGAAGAAAUGAGGAAGAACUUCAAGCUUUAAUAAAGUUGGCAUUGACUAGACUCGGGUCUAUGAAACAAUCGGAAGUCUUACAAUGACAAUGUUGUUCAUGUAAAUGUUGAGUCUGGUUGUAGGAGAUAAUAAAGUCUUACUAGUGUUAUGUCAACCCAA
Perognathus longimembris pacificus (Pacific pocket mouse) is the source of this 832-nucleotide messenger RNA. RefSeq names its product glutathione S-transferase A1-like. Gene Ontology annotation, molecular function: glutathione transferase activity. Bases 35 to 703 code for a protein of 222 amino acids. Gene Ontology annotation, biological process: xenobiotic metabolic process; glutathione metabolic process. The transcript is spliced from 6 exons. Gene Ontology annotation, cellular component: extracellular exosome; cytosol. The record is from RefSeq and is a predicted model, not a curated record. Lineage: Eukaryota; Metazoa; Chordata; Mammalia; Rodentia; Heteromyidae.